AUGAAUGAAGCGAAGCAGGCGCGCGAUCAAAUACAGACGAGGCUGGAGAAGUAUCAGAAUCAGGGUGGUACGUUCGCGGUCGCUUUCGACGAAGCUUCCGCCGUGAAUUCCCCAUAUAGAUACAUCAGCCUCAAUCUCCGGGCAGAAGGCUGCCAUGAAAAAGAUUUCUCGGCAGGUAAAGACACACAUCUCGGACUGAUCCAAAUAACCGGACGAGCUAACUCGUAUUUCAUAAGUGAAUCAAUCAAAUCUCGGAUGGAGAGUUUCGGCGUGCGACUCAGCAAGUGUCGUUUCGGCAUAACUGAUGGAGCGUCGGUAAUGAAAAGUGCCGUCGCGAAGCUCGGACUUCAAUCCCAGCUAUGUUUGCUUCAUGGUCUCCACAAUGCCCUCGAGAAAGUUUUACUUAGCAAUGUCUCUAACUCGCCAUCGAAUGUUGGGCACAUGGUCCCUGAUGGAGAUAGCAACGACGAAGAGAGCGAUGAUGACGACAUCCGUGACGAACUCGCAGACGAGAUGGAACUCGAUCCGCCGGAGGACAUGGAAUCUGACCUAGAUGGAGCUAUGGAGAUCGACCCCAAUGAUCAAAUCCAAACACCAUCAUUGCCCCAGUACAACGGGAAGCGUCUCACCAUAAUUCUUGACACGAGGAUCCGGUGGUACUCGACGAUUCGCAUGCUAGCAAGGGCUGUGCUCAUCAUGCCGGCCCUGAAUGCGGUCCUCGAGGACAACGAUGCACCGCGAAUCAAGCGAGCUGCGAGGGAGAAGCUUCGGAAUAUCCUCACAACGUUAUUGCCUUCCAAAACGGCCAUGAUUUGCUUGAGCUCAUCGGAAGCUACUCUCGCGCACGCUGACCGAAUCCUGAUGAUUCUCCUGAAUGGAUUAGAUCGUCGCGACGAUCCUUUCUCCGAAGCUGAGGAGAUACGGAAACGGAGAACCUUGAACUCGACACUCCUCCAAUACCUGCUCGAUCCCGAGUAUGACUUCAAGUUCGAGAAAAUGCUUGGCUUUUCCCAAAGCCCGGAAAAAGACCUCCGGAAUCAGAUAUUAGAGAUUCUGAAGCGUGAAGGGAUGUCGGAAAUCGGCGACAUUGAUCUCCAAGGCUCAGAGGAGGAUGAAGCUCCCCUCAGAGAAAUGGAUUUCGAUAGCGUUUUCACGACCCCUCUACUCAAUCAAAAGAAGCCGUUACCGCCAGUUCAGCCCACCGUUGCACGAUUGCGCACCGAGAUGAAGUUGUUUGAGGCCGGUCACGGCCACAAUCGAGAGUGUUCGGUGACGAAAGAAGCAUUCGCUGACCUAGUGAUAGCCACUCUGAAUGACCAAGUCGGGGCGCUGGUCAUUGUCGCUUUGUGGAGGAGGAAACAUAAGCUCUCGAUCAUCCAAACGCACGACUUCCUAGAGCAAGUAGUACUCCCCGGCCUCGAUUCUUUGAAAAGUUUCGCGAAGUUUCUCCACUCCCUUGGAAUCGAGGGUCUCGGGUGGAAAGCGGAGCAGCUAAGAUUCUACCAAUCGAAAAUCACCGAAGCAGUGAUCAGCUAUUGCCCGACUUCAGCACUGUGCAACGAGAUCGAAAGCUCAGGACCCGUCGAUACAGAUCUCUUGAAUCGAAUGACGUCGGCUGGCUUGAACGUAAUCGAUCUACGCGAGCUUGCUUUCCUGCUGCUAAACUGUGUGUCGAGAAGGCAUGAAGGAAACUCAGCGCUCGCUGUCUCGAACGUGUGGUCGGAUUACCUCCGGCCCGAAGAAGUCAGCCCGAACCCAGAGACCCUACGCGCUCGGCGAAAGUUCGCCCUCGAUUUCAUGGCGACGAUCUCCAGCUCGCAGUCAGUACUCCUUUUCGACAUCAUCGACAAAGAUCUAGCGAAACUGCUAUCGGAGUUGAUGCAGCUUCGAUUCUUCGAAUGUCUUCAAGUCCGCCGAUUCGUCGAGAUCGAAUCCGUCCGAUCCGAGACCGCGAAGGAAGUUUCGAUCGUGCUCCCAAAUAUCGACGAUCUGCCGGUAGAAAACACCGAUCCUACGCUGCACGAUCUCCUCAAGCUCUCCGCGAGCGGCCGUAUCAACCGGCAGGUGACAGCACAAGUUCGGAACGACGCCUGGAAGAAAAACAAACCGGAACGCGCAAGCCGAUCGGGACCCGCACAACCCUUCGACUUCGGAAAAACUUUCAAGGCGAGUAAGAGCAUCGUUCCGGUGAUUGAGAGCAUCAGCCAUCUCCUGGUCGAACACACGGAAUCGGAUCUCGCCGCCGCUGCUGCAGAAGACGCCAGGCGCGAAUCACUGGAUGCAGAGAUGAGAAGAAGCUCCAGCACCUCACCGACGAACUUAGAUGCACUCGCUCAAGCCGCCGCGACUUCCCAGCCGCUGUGCGCCAGCUCGUUCGCUUUCGUGCCAGCGAUUUCCGAAGCUCUUCGCGCAGUGAAGGAUUUUUUCCAACCAUGGUGGAGGACCAAAUACAACAAUACAAACAAUGAUGUCGAGCUCAAUCUUAACACCUCAACGACAAUAAUUGAAAUUCCUGACGAACUUGAGCUCGACGAUGAUUACGAUUUGACCCCGUUGAUAAAUCUACCGCGCGUCUUCAAAGACAAUGCGGUCUUCAAUACUAGUGGGGUGAUCGUUUCAAUAUCUGAGACGACACAUAUACAGAGGAUGCGGGAUAAUAAGCUCAUCCGUAAAUAUGAUUUACGAAUAACGGAUCAGCACGAGAAAUUGAUGAAAAUCACGGUAUGGAGCGACGAUCGCGUCGACAUCGUCGACAAUAUUGGCCGGGCUGUAAUACUUACCAGGGUCAAAACGAGGGUCUACAACGGCUUUCCGACCUUCACCCUCACGCAGGAUUCAGAAAAAAUUUUCGACGAUGCGAUCCACGACAUACAUGUCUUGAACGAAUGGUGGACAACUCGUAGCUCUGUUAGGGGGGAUCUCAGUCCUCUUUUCCAGUUUCCGAUAGAAAACAAGAAAGUCGACAUUGCGAAAAUGAUUGAUGAUCUCGUCGAAAUGCCGGCGGAGGUGUACGCCAAAUUCGUAGUCCGCGGCAAAGUAGUGAACUUCGAUGAUGAACUUCACUUUUACAAAUCGUGUCCGAAUGCCGAACUAGAAAAGGAAAUAGAAAAGAUAGCCAGCGAGGCAGACGUCGUUAAACUGGUGGCUAGAGACUGGGUGAAGGACGCAUUCGUAAAAACGAGGACGUGCACCCGAAGUAUCCUAGCACCCGCACCGAUCAGAGUCGUAGUCGCAAAUGAGGCGAAUUCGAAGGACAAGGAAGUCCUAACUAGACUAUCCGCGGCCUACCCGAACAUAGCCGAGCGACUAAAGAAGCUAGCUACAGGCAGACCGCUGCAGCUGAGAUGCAUGGAAGAGAUCGUCGACGAUGACGAUACAGAAUCGCGAACCCCGGACCCACAAAGACUGAUAAUAAUCAAGACGAACUCACCAGAACUGAAGGACAUCGUGACGGCACUUAAAACUGCUCUGAACAAAUUAGAGGAGGAUGACUCAGCAACCGUGACGAUCUUCAUGACUCACGACACUGAUGUCACCACAGCACUGAAAAUAAUCGAAUGUUGUUGUCAGCAAAACGUCGGAGUCGAGCUGUGCGCUAAAGGACGGAAGCUCAAGAGCAGACCUGAACGUAGCGAUACAAGCACGCUGAUAAUCAAGAAUGCUGAAGGUAACUCUUACGCAGACACAGUAAAAAAGAUGAAGGCAACGAUGAACCCGUCCGAGCUGAGCAUAAACAUCCAGAGAAUCACGAAAACGCGCGACGGAAACGUCGCUCUGAGACUCCGGGAUAGCAACACUGAGGCCUGCCAGAAGCUCCAGCAGGACAUCAACAAGCUGACCGGCAGUACAGUUCUGAUGAAACGAGAAGCAAAAAGCCAGAUAAUAGUCCACGACCUUGACGGCGCGACCUCGGCUGACGAGAUCCAGGCAGCAAUCAGGGCAGAAACGAGCGAAAAAGGAGAAAUCAUCGUGAAGGAACCGAAGGAGACACGAAACGGCACGUGGUCAAGCACAAUAACAACAUCAAGAGUCUGCGGCGAGCGUCUGCUCAAGGCCGGUAGACUCCGACUGGGUUGGAAUCUAUGCAGAAUAACCGAAAAGAUAGUGGUCCCAAUGUGCUCGAAUUGCGCAUGUGUGGGACACGACGCACACCAAUGCCAGACACAGAGAGGAGCAGCGAAGAGGUGCUACCGGUGUACCCAGGAGGGUCACGAGGCUGCGAAUUGCGAAAAUACACCACGGUGCAAUGCCUGCAAUAAGGAGGGAAACCAAGGAACGUGCCGCGCUGCACAUGACCUCAUGUUGCACACGGCAAAGCACUUCGGAGUCGAAAUCGUAUUGAUUACCGAGCCAAACAAAAAGAAAAUGGACAGCCAAUGGGUGACCGAUCAAAGAACCGACGCGGGUAUUAAGCUACUCACAAGGGGCACCCCUCUGAGAAAAGAAUCGGCUAAUGGUUUCGCCUGGUGUGACUACGAUAAUGACAACCCGGAAAACUCUAGCCACGGCUCACCUGAGACCAGAAGAGUCCUCGACCCGGAGAAAUGCCGGCAGGAGCUGGAAAGGCGGCUCAGGGGCAAAACGCUCGGAGCCAGGCAACUAACCGAGGAGACGAAGAAGGCAUGUAGGAACUCAAUGACCGAAAUCCCACAGAGGAGGAACCAAGCGUAUUGGUACAACCAGAGGAUAUCGGAACUCAGGAGGAGCUGCAUGAAAGCUCGACGGAAAAGCCUUAGAGCAAGUCCUGAAAGGUGGGAGGAAAACAGAAUUAUCUAUAGGGAAGCAAGGAGCGAGUUAAAUAGGGCUAUCAUUCAGUCAAAGAAGAAAAUAUGGAACGACCUAUGCGAGGAAGUGGGAAGAAACCCCUGGAGCAUAGGGUAUAAGAUCGUUAUGGAGAAAUUGCACAUCCAAAAGACCGACCUGACGAAGGAGCUGAUAGGGGAUGCCCUGAAAGUACUCUUUCCGGAGCACGAGCGAUUGGCCCGGCAGGCGGGCGAGGACGCCGCAGGACCAGCGGACUUCGAACCGAUCAACGACGAGGAACUAAAAGAGGUGAGUAAAAAACUAGCAACGAAUAAGGCUCCGGGGCCGGAUAAAAUCCCGGCAAAGGUAACGAAGAUGAUUCUCAGUAAUUUUAAAGAAGAAUACAAACAUGCUAUGAAUGGAUUGAUCGCGUCGAGGGCCUUCCCGAAAGCCUGGAAGCGAGCCGAAGUGGCACUGAUCCAGAAGCCGGGGAAACCCGCGGAACUUCCGAACUCAUACAGGCCGAUCUGCCUGCUGAGCACGCUCGGGAAAUCCUUCGAGAGUAUACUGAAUAAGCGAUUAGUAGACGAGCUAGACAGAAGAGAAAUCAUCAGCGAAAACCAGUUUGGGUUCCGCAAGGGACGAUCGACGAUCCAAGCAAUUCGAAAGCUCACAGAUAUAAUCGAGGCGGAAAACAGCAAGAAAAACAUCAAGUCGAGAGACUUGAUCUUGGCAAUUUUCAUAGACGUCAAGAACGCCUUUAACUCGUUAAGCUGGGCAUCCGUCUCACGGAGCCUAUCGAAGAACAACAUCUCAAAGCCCUUAAGGUACAUGAUAGAUAGUUAUCUUAACGACAGGACUAUCACCUGUAGAGGAGUGCAGAUGGAAAAUAUCGGCAGGGGCCCCCAAGGAUCGAUCCUGGGCCCGACACUAUGGAAUCUAGCGUAUAACGAGGUUUUCGGGCUUGACUUACCGCAGGAUUGCGAAAUAAUCGGAUACGCGGAUGACAUCGUUGUUGUGGUACGAGCAAGAACCGAAGAGUUUCUAGAAACGAGAGGAAACGAGUUUAUAAGACUGGUAAAUGAAAAGUUACGGGAGAUGAGGCUUGAGACCGCUCCGCAAAAAUCAGAGGCGAUAGUAUUCACAAGGAAACAUCAAACUGAGCCAAUCAAACUACACCAAGACGAUGACCCUAUCAACUUGAGCAAUUCGGUCAAAUAUCUAGGCAUAACUCUGGACAGAAAACUCACUUUCGUCCGGCACGUAAACACGGUCUGCGAAAAAGCCGCAAAGAAGGCAAAAAUGCUGAACAGGAUCCUCCCACGAACCUCUGGAGCCGAUGAGGCAAAAAGGAGACUCCUGGCCAAAGUCACGGAGCAGAUAGUAAGCUACGGAGUCCAGGUCUGGGAAAGUGCACUGGAAUAUGGGAAAGUCAGAGAGGAACUAGAAAAAACUCAGCGAAUAAACGCGGUGAGGAUUAAGUUCAGGCUCAGGAAGGAGAUCCGCGAAGGCCUUGUACAACCGAUGAACUUUGAAGAGGAAUGCCUCGACCGAUGGCAGGUACGGUGGAGCACGGAGUUUAUAACGGGACAUGGAGCUUUCAGACAGUACCUCCAUCGGAUCGGGAAGAGGGAAAGCGACAGGUGCCCCCUCUGCGGACUCGAGGAGGUUGACACCCCGGAGCACGGGGUUUUCCAUUGCAGGUUCUUCGACAGGGAGCGGGAAACGUGGCGAGAGAUCGCAGGCGGCGAAAACAACCGGGACAACAUCAUCGAUGCCAUGAUUGAGGACGAAAACGUCUGGAAGGCAACCCACACACUCAUUAAAGAAGUAAUCAGCACGAAGGAAGCGAAGGACAGGGAAGAGGAGCGAGCUCCGACUCAGCCGACACCCUGGGACCAACUGAAGGAGGAUAAAGGAGAGGGGAAGAUGCCAAGAGAGGAGGCGGAUGCAGACGACAGUGUUCCCGCCUUCUCAGCGGACACAAACCCUCGCCCGAAACCCUCGACUCGAAACCACCGAGCAGCGACGACGACGGAACAGCCGGCCCCACUCCUGCGUUGA
Molecule: messenger RNA, 6807 nt
Organism: Galendromus occidentalis (western predatory mite)
Lineage: Eukaryota; Metazoa; Arthropoda; Arachnida; Mesostigmata; Phytoseiidae
Exons: 14
Coding region: 1-6807 (2268 amino acids)
Source: RefSeq, a predicted model, not a curated record